Adineta ricciae is the source of this 873-nucleotide messenger RNA. NCBI's taxonomy places the organism in Eukaryota, Metazoa, Rotifera, Eurotatoria, Adinetida, Adinetidae. The record is from the annotation of a GenBank genome assembly.
AUGACAACUAACGGUGAAUACGAAAAUGAACCUCAGCCGCGCUUAUGUCAUCUUCGACGAUGGCCGAACUUUGUUGGCUAUGGAUUCAAUUUGCAUUGUGAAAAGUCGAAGCCAGGUCAGUAUAUUGGCAAAGUCGAUCCAAACUCUCCAGCUGAAUCGGCUGGCUUGAAGGAAUAUGACCGAAUUGUUGAAGUGAACUUUGUUCCAAUCGGAAAUGAAAAUCAUAAACAAGUUGUGGCAAGAAUCAAAGAAGGUGUUUCAAGAAAUGGUACAAAAUAUCCAGAAGAAGUUAUUCUACUUGUGCUUGAUCCUGACGCUGAUGCUUAUUACAAAAACAAAUCUAUCGUUGUUCGAAGUUCUGAUUCCAAUGUUCUAAAAUAUGAAACCGAAAUACGCGAUGGAAAAGAAAACGGCAAUCAUUCACCUCAAACCUCUGAAAGAAGUAUUGAAAAGAUUGAUUCACCUGUUAUUCGUGAGAUACCAAUACGAACAACAACUGAACACACGCGUGAAUACAAGCAUGUUACUGAUUUUACCGGUCCAACAGUUACACAUACAACAAAAGUUGAUAGUUCGCCGACGAUAUCUCGUACAUCUGAUCAUGAAAACUAUCUUCGAUCAUCUCCGCCAUUAAUUGAUAAAGAGAAACGGAGAGAAUUCACAUCUGUUGGCAAUUCAUCUCCGGCGAAAGAUUCGUGUCAUAGUCCAUCUCAAUCAUCGUCAACCAACGGUUCUGACGCUCCACUUGAAUUGAAAAUGUCUGCUGCGGAAUAUCGAGAAAAAUUAAAAGCACAACAAGCUCGUAAACGAGACUCACGUCACGAUCAACAAAUGUCUAUGAAACAAAAACAUGAUCUAAUCGAUCGUUUAUAG